AAGUCAAAUAAAAAGAACGAAAUCGAACGAAAUCACAAUGAAUGAUUCUGAAAUGAAUGUACGUGCAAUCUUAGUAAAAAUUGAAAAUCAACUAAGUGGAAAAAGUCGUCGAGAAUUACAGUUUGUACUCGGUACAAGUGUUUCACGUAGAGUACGUGAGGAUAAAUCUGAUUCAUCGAUAUUAGAUUUAUUUGAAGAACUCUUUGACCGUUCAAAAAUAUCGAAUGGUGACUUGUCCUACUUGAUACGUGCAUUUGAAAUUAUCGAAUGUCAUAAUACAGCAAAUUUUCUAAGACAGCACCACCAAGAGAACUCGCAACUUGCCAUCACUCCACCCUCAGUUCCACCUACUUCAUCUUCUUCAAACAAUACUGCUUCUCUUUGCGAACAAUUACUUAGCGAUUUAGAAGAGGACAAUGCUACAUUUAAAAUCAACGACCAAUCUCCCGUUUCGCAACCUACACCCACAGUUCCAUCAUCGGCUGAAACACCAUCAUCAAUAGUGCCGUCAACAUAUAAAGGACCCAAGCAAACCCACGACCGCCUACGGACGGCUAAGUGUAAAUGUAUAUGUAGUGCAGCAUUUCUAACUUUUGAAGAGCAGGCAAAACGGCAUUGUACAGAACGUCAAGCCUGUCCAAAAUGUCUUGGAUACUUUACAUGGUCAGAAAAAUAUACACUUUUUUGGAGAUAUCAAUGA
This is a messenger RNA of Didymodactylos carnosus, 700 nucleotides long. The record is from the annotation of a GenBank genome assembly. Lineage: Eukaryota; Metazoa; Rotifera; Eurotatoria; Philodinida; Philodinidae.